Pelagomonas calceolata is the source of this 1461-nucleotide messenger RNA. Lineage: Eukaryota; Pelagophyceae; Pelagomonadales; Pelagomonadaceae. The record is from the annotation of a GenBank genome assembly.
GCAAAAACUGACCAAAAACUGGCUCGUGCGAGCGACCUUCGUCCUCUUCCAGCCGCAUCGAUCAACAGAGACCCAUACGGGCCCUUGCGACCCAUACCGCACUGAUCAGUGACACAAAAUGGCGAGUAACAUAGACAGCAGCGGCACAAACAUAGGACAAAUCGUCCGCCUCUCCUCGGCAGACGCGUGUCAGCACGCCGAAGCGCUGCGCGAACUCGCCACGGCGUGCUAUCCGGGAGCCGUGCCCGCCGACGGCGACGUGCUCUCGGCGCUCGCGGGCCCUUGGCACGACCUGAGCGCAUGCGAGUGGCUGCUCGCGUUCGAUGGCUCGGCCGUCGUGGGCAUGGCUCUGCUCGUACCCUACCACGACGCGUUGCAGCUGUCGACGCUCGCCGUCGCGCCGCGUGUGCGCAGGCGAGGCCUCGGCGCCCGGCUGCAGGAAGCGACGCGGCGGCGCGCCAUCGAGCUCGGGCUGCCGCGCGUCUGCGGCUCGGUGGACGCCGACGCCGCGGACUUGCUGAAGCGGUACCGCGCGCUGGGCGCCGUCGACGACGGGAGCGCGAUCUGUUCGCCCGGCGCCCUCGUCAAGCCCAAGGUGCGGCUGUCGGCGCCGGUCGCGCGGGAGGCGCCCUUCGAGUGGCUUCUGGAAUGGUCGCAGCUCGAACCGUUGCUGACGCGCCUGCUCGACGGCGUCGACCCCUCGACCGCGAGCGCGGUCGACCUCGGCUGCGGGACGUCGGAUCUCGCGCGGCGCCUCGCCGCCGACGUCGGGUUCGGACGCGUCGUGGGCGUCGACCGGGACCCGAGGCACGGCGAGGUCCACGACUGGGCGGCCGGCGGGGCCGCGCCGGGCGCCCCCUACGACGUCGCCUUCGACAAGUCGUCGCUCGACGCGACGCUGGCCGAGGGCGGCGCCGCCGGAUUGCUUACAUGCGCCUUCCGGAGCCUCGCGGCGGGCGGCCGGUACGUGGUCUGCUCGCUGUAUCCGCCGGACUUCGUGGAGGCCCUCGCGGCGCCGCUGUUCGCGCCGGCCGGUCGGGAGAGCGUCGCGCGGGGCGCCGCGCCGCCCGUCGCCGUCCUGUGUCUUCGGAAGAAACGGGAGUGUCGCGACGCGGACGACGCCGCGAUGGCGGCGCACUGCCGCGGCGUCCAGGACGCCUUCUUCGGCGCGGCGCGGCCGCUUUUGGACGAGGCGCGUCGGGAGGCCCUGCGGACUUCGUUCUCCGAGGCGCUCCCGCUCGGAUCCGCCUUCGAGGCCCUCUUCACGGCCGAGGAACGGCGCGACUACGCGCUCGCCGAUUUUCUAGACGACGUGGCCGCGUUCCGCGGGCGCGGCGGCGGCGGCGGUAUGGGUGGCGAGGAGGCGCUGGCUUUUUUGGCGUUCGCUCAGUAGUUUGUUUGUUGUCGCGUUUUUGGCGGUCGCUCAGUAGUCUGUUUGUUGUGAUUUAACUUGAAUUGUGG